CCCGUAAAGUCGAAGAAAACAAAAAAUGAUCGGAUGACCUCUGUAGACUUCAUUUCAAAGCAGUGAUUACCAUGAGCGCUUUAAUUGCAGAAAGAAAAUGCAACUUGCUCCAUGUUCAUGCUGUUAUUUAAUAGUUUCUAGGUCGAUAAGAAUCGCGCGAAUGCCGAAAAAUUUGUCGUUUCUUAUACUCUGGUUUUGAUUUUCCUUCUCAGUCAAGAUAUGGGUUAGUUCAACUUCCUUAGAUAAAUAGCAGUGUUAAUCCCUGCAGAAGAACUCGAAAUUUAACUUCAUAACAUAUCUGCCAUGAUGUAUUAGACACAGAGGCGCUUUCUUUUUAUCCACGAUGCCCUGAGCCUUAGCCACCUGUACUAACUUAGGCAUGGCCUUCAAUCAACUUUAAUUUUUAUUCAGGCGCUGCUGGUUUCUGGAGACGAGCCUCUGUCGAUCUGCCUCUAGUACGUGAUAAUCAAGCUAGUCGAAAUAAAUCUGAAAAUAUGAAUGCAUCAACAUGAACUACGGGAAUAAUACUGAUGCUAACUGAAAUUAACUCACUAAAUAAAUUUUAGCUUCAUACCCUCCGGCUUGGAAAGUAAUGGAUACUCCUAAUAUUAGAAAAAGAUCAUAAAACAUAAUUUGCAAGCAGUCAUCUGUCUCCAAUUCAAAUGAUUUGCUUAUUGAUAUGUAGAUAUAAAUUUUUCAUUAAGCGAAGGCCAUUUAGGUUUUUACGCCAUUUCUAUCAAUACAGAACAGAUGUCUUGCAGAUCAUCACACAACAAGUUAACUAUAAAAAGAUAAAUUAUUUAAAACUCUCUACCAUGUCCGAAUCGAGCUCAGCUGCCUUAACAACAAUAUCAUUUAUUGUGGUCGUUGCAAAUGUGGUAGGAAACUCUCUUGUCUGCUGGAUCAUUAAAAAGAACCGAAAUAUGAGAACGUCCUUGAAUUUUCUACUUGUCAACCUGGCUGUAGCAGACAUCUUGUUCGCAGUGUUCAUAACUCCGAAAGUCCUUGUCAAACUGACUCUCUCCCACCCUGACGGGCUGACAGGGAUAUUCCUGUGCAAAUUCGUGACAGGUGGAGGUUUUGCGUGGAUGGGAGGCGCUUCUUCCAUUGUCACCCUGGUUUCAAUCGCUGUUGAACGUUAUUAUGCAGUAAUGCAUCUAUUUAGCAGCAAAGGAAAACUAACCAGGCGUAGACUUAAGGUCAUUAUCGCUACUUCGUGGAUAUUCUCGUUAAUCUUAAAUUUGCCGGUGUUCUUGGUCAGGUCCUUUGAUGAUAAAAGCCAACAAUGUUUCCUAAAAUAUCCGGAGACGUGGAUGACUAAGGCUCGGGAAAUGGCCUGGCUCGUCUUGACAAUUUUUCCUUUAAGGCUCAUGAUUGGCUUAUACUCCAGAGUCGUAUACCUCUUGUGGUUCAAAAAUACUCGAGGAGCCAGUCAGCUCAGCAGCAAACAAAAGGGCGUACUGAGAGUACGAAAACGAGUCACUUUGACAGUGAUAGCCGUCAGUGUCAUCUUUGCAAUCUGCUGGGGGACGAGUUCAGUUAUUUACUUCAUGAUCUACGUGACAUCCUGCGACUUUGGACAUGCUGGAGCAAUUGUCAUAACAGUUGCGGACAUGAUGAUCCUGUUCAAUUCCGCCGUCAAUCCAUUUGUGUAUGCUCUGUUAAAUCAUCAAUUCAGAGAAAAAAUUAGAAGAAUGACGUGCUGCUCUCGUUCCUCGCCAUCCAGAAUCCAUCCUAUAAGCAACCCACCGAGCAAAGAGUUCGCGGACGACAGCGCCGCCCACCUGUCACAGAUUGGAGGACUAGGGCAGAGCGCUUCAUUACAUGUUCUUUACUCGGUAACUUGUUGAAUUUCAAUUUGUAUAGCAGCGGUAAAUGACUUAAGGAAUAGAGUUGAUAAUUGUAGAUUAGCUGAAUAUUUAAACUGUGUGCAGGGAAACCGCGAUCCUUUCAACCGGCGCCACAGAUCUGGAUAGCAAAUGUAAGAAACUGGAUGGUAAGACAAAUCAACCAAUGGAGAAAAAAAUCGAAACCAAUUUCAGCGCAGACUUAGAAAGCGUGUUGUUUUCGACCAGGUCUCUCGUACCAUGGAUUGGAAUGAAGAGUUUGCAGGAAUGGGAAUGAGAUUGGUAAGCCUCGUAAACACUUAUAGGCGGCGAAGCCGUGCGAUAGGCUCGGAACCCAAGGAAAUAGAGAACCAAAACAAAUUUAAACUAAAUGCCAAACAAAACAGAGACGAAUGGAAAAAAACGUGACGUGUACAUCCUUCUGUUUAACAACUGCAAUAAGUAAUUGGUAUCGCAUCCCCUCCUACUACUGAUUAUGAGGAGACAUGUCAACCACCUUAACAAAGGAAAAAGUGUUUUGAAGGAGUGUUCACACAGCAAUGAAAUCCACUAUAAUUUCCGGUAUGCCUUUGUAAUUGCAGACCUGUAAUAUCCAGUUUCUGGAUUUCAUAUCCUUUCAUUGUCCAUCGUGUCUGAAUAUUGCUUUUGAAUAUCUUAAUAUGACAAGAUUAAUUUGAAAAGGUAGAUUAAGUCAGAUAAUAAAGUGGAGAACAAGAUUCGUAAUAGCUCAACUAGAUGAACGAGAUUUCUUGAGUAUUUGUAAGACAUAUCCUUACUUCAAAAGCUAAUUAAUUGAAGUUACCUCAACUUUACAUAUACACAACCCAGCAUAUAGCACACGAGAUACUGCGCUUGGCGCUCCCCAUCUUAUUUCAUCGUACUUUAUAUGGGAAAAAU
Messenger RNA from Stylophora pistillata, 2744 nucleotides. Its product is annotated as QRFP-like peptide receptor. Gene Ontology annotation, cellular component: plasma membrane. Gene Ontology annotation, molecular function: G protein-coupled receptor activity. NCBI's taxonomy places the organism in Eukaryota, Metazoa, Cnidaria, Anthozoa, Scleractinia, Pocilloporidae. The record is from RefSeq and is a predicted model, not a curated record. Gene Ontology annotation, biological process: G protein-coupled receptor signaling pathway.